AUGAACUCGUUACCAGGUGGCAGUGGUGCCGGCGGGCCUCCGGGCUACGAUGCCAAUGACCCCAACAUCAAGAGAAUGCAAGCCAUGAUGGAAUCCUGCUUCGGCAAGACCGUGAUAUCAGGAGUCAUGGGUUUCGGCAUGGGUGGUCUCUUUGGAAUGUUCAUGGCAUCAAUGUCCUACGAUACGCCGUACCACACGCCCGGCGCGACCGGCGGCCCGCCCAAGGAGUUGGCGUCGCUGCCGCUGCGCGACCAGCUCAAGACGGGCUUCAAGGACAUGGGCACGCGGUCCUACGGCAUGGCCAAGAACUUUGGCAAGGUCGGCGCCAUGUUCGCCGGCAUCGAGUGCGGCAUCGAGGGCUUCCGCGCCAAGAACGACCUGGCCAACGGCGUCGCCGCCGGGUGUCUGACGGGCGGCAUCCUGGCCCGCGGCGGCGGGCCCCUGGCCGUCGGCGGUGGCUGUGCCGCGUUUGCUGCCUUCAGCGCGGCCAUCGACGCGUACAUGCGAAGUCCUAGCGAUGAUUGA
Molecule: messenger RNA, 525 nt
Organism: Neoarthrinium moseri
Lineage: Eukaryota; Fungi; Ascomycota; Sordariomycetes; Amphisphaeriales; Apiosporaceae
Exons: 3
Coding region: 1-525 (174 amino acids)
Biological process (GO): protein insertion into mitochondrial inner membrane
Cellular component (GO): TIM22 mitochondrial import inner membrane insertion complex
Molecular function (GO): transmembrane protein transporter activity
Source: RefSeq, a predicted model, not a curated record